This is a messenger RNA of Oncorhynchus masou masou (cherry salmon), 2273 nucleotides long. RefSeq names its product smad nuclear-interacting protein 1-like. Gene Ontology annotation, molecular function: protein binding; mRNA binding. Gene Ontology annotation, cellular component: nucleus. NCBI's taxonomy places the organism in Eukaryota, Metazoa, Chordata, Actinopteri, Salmoniformes, Salmonidae. Gene Ontology annotation, biological process: miRNA processing. The coding region runs from base 135 to 1307 and encodes 390 amino acids. The record is from RefSeq and is a predicted model, not a curated record. The transcript is spliced from 4 exons.
CGGAAAAGCGUUUCCUUGCGCACAAUAAGGAACUUUCUCAGCGUUUGCAGUGGAGUUUGUUGUUCACUUUUUAUACAUAUGUAUUCGCGAUGAACUUUAUUUAGUCGAUUUACAACUAUUGGUUAAGUUUGAUAAUGGAUAAAGAGAGACGUCAUAAAAGAGUGGAAUCCCCGGUGCGGGACUCAAAACCGAAAUUCAAACAAGAGAAACUCAGCCCUGCUAGGCCCCAGAGAUCACGCCGCUCGAGUUCGGGGUCCAACGGCAGCCCAAGCCCACCGCCGCAGAGAAAACGAACGAGCAGAUCGCCACCCAGGGCGAAAGGUCAUUCGCCAGGUAGAAGGGCGUUGGGAAGACGAGACAGAUCGCCCAAAAACACCGGCAGGAGCCGAAGCCCUCCCCGCGGUGCCGAUGUGAAAAUAAAGCGGGAGCAGGGUGACCACCACGGUGCUGACCGAGGUGCCGAUGACCAUAGAAGGCGCGACCGCAACGACAAGUCAGAGCCCUCGGAGCCACCAGUGCGGCGAAGUAGGUGGGAGCAGGCUGACGGACCCAGAGAGUCUGACAGACCCAGGGAGAGAAAACGAGGAGAGAGAGAGCGGGGUGGAGGUGGAGACCGGCCCAGAGAGCGAGAAUCCCGCUCCUUCCAGGAGCAGCAUGCAGAGAGACAGCAGCACGACAAUCAACGACGGGACAACCGGCACCGGUUUGAGGAGAACGAUGACGGGGGACAACCUUUCGGACAAGGUACCCAAGAGGGUGGCGAGGGCAAAGACAGCCCCCCAGUCGAUAAAGAGAAGCCCAACUUUGAACUGUCCGGUGCACUCACAGAAGAUACCAACACGUUCAGGGGGGAAGUGAUCAAGUACAACGAGCCCCCCGAGGCUCGCAUCCCCAAGCGCAGAUGGCGACUGUACCCCUUCAAGAACGAUGAGCAGCUCCCGGUCAUGUACGUCCACAGGCAGAGUGCAUACCUGAUGGGGCGGCAGAGGAAGAUUGCUGAUAUUCCCAUCGACCACCCAUCCUGCUCCAAACAGCACGCUGUGUUCCAGUAUAGGCUGGUGGAGUUCACGCGUUCGGAUGGAACUGGCGGGCGGCGGGUGAAGCCCUACAUCAUUGACCUAGGUUCGGGCAAUGGCACCUACCUGAACAACCAGCGCAUCGAGGCGCAGCGGUACUACGAGCUCAAGGAGAAGGACGUGCUCAAGUUUGGCUUCAGUAGCCGAGAGUACGUCCUGCUACAUGAGUUCUCCGACACAGCCGAGGUGGACGCCAGGGCGGAGGAAGAUGACGAGGGCCUGGACGCGUGAAUGCAAGACCUCUGAGCCUUUUCGAAAUAGUUGCGACAUGCGCGCUUCCGUCCUACUUUCCUUUUUGAAGUAAUUACAGAGCUUAAUUGGUUGGAUUGUUGAAAAUAGUAGGGUUUUGCUUAGUAAAUAUGUGCUUACCUCAGGGGAAACAAGGAAGGAAAUGUGCGUUCUUUCAACUAUUCUGACAGGGCCACGAAUUUUCCAGUCAAGUGUAUUGUUGGAAAAUAAUGUUCACUGAUGCCUACCACCUGUUGGCCAUCUCCUUAACACGGAUGGAACAAUGAACUGCAUAGAUGGUGUGUUGGGUUAAGCAGCUUUCAGGGUUAACGGAACAAAUAAAAAGAGGGGUAGGAGAAUUCUGUGGUCUCUUUGUCGGUCAUAAAACCUGCUUUAACCUGCAGUAACAGGUCUCAGUACUCUAUUCUCAGGACAUUAGCUUAAGAUCAGUAGUGUGGUUGAUUUCCCCCCCCCACCCUUAUAUCUGACUGCUUACGUUCAACACAAGUGCUCAAUGCCAGAAAGAAGUUACUUUACGAAAAAUUAUUUUGUUAUUAUAUUUUUGGAAUAGAACAUUGAAUACAAAUUAGUAUAUUGCUGAAGGCUAGCCUAUGUCCAGACCUUAACUGUAAAUACACUGGAUGUAUUGAAUGUGAACGCUGGAUUCAUCAUAUAGUGUACAGUAUUUGGGUUUGAGCGUUGCAACAAGGAGUGAAGAAAGCAUACGCGUGUAUGUCUCUGCUUUAAAUGUGUGCUACUUGUGAUGUAGGAAAAAAUGUGUGUGUCGCAGUGUAUUCUCGUUUACCCAUUCUUUACUACCGAAUUGACUGUAGGCUAUGGAGGUUUCUGGAGAAAGAUCGUACAGCAUGACUAUUCCCACUACAAAGACAAUUUUGUUUUUUACUUUUUUGAACCCCAUUGUAGUUCAAUUUUAGAUGUUUUGUAUUGUACAUAAAGGUUGUGAAAGAC